Molecule: messenger RNA, 1345 nt
Organism: Pseudogymnoascus verrucosus
Lineage: Eukaryota; Fungi; Ascomycota; Leotiomycetes; Thelebolales; Thelebolaceae
Gene: RAD10
Product: ssDNA endonuclease and repair protein
Exons: 1
Coding region: 47-1219 (390 amino acids)
Biological process (GO): nucleotide-excision repair; mitotic recombination; meiotic mismatch repair
Cellular component (GO): ERCC4-ERCC1 complex; nucleus; nucleotide-excision repair factor 1 complex
Molecular function (GO): single-stranded DNA binding; damaged DNA binding
Source: RefSeq, a predicted model, not a curated record
CAACCUUCCACUCUCCACCUCCUCAACAACAGAGAUACCUCCCACCAUGGCCGACGACGACGACGAAUUCGGGGCCGACCCCGACUUUCUCGCCGCCCUAGCCGCCUCCGACAACCCCCCUCCCACCACCCGCAUCACCCAACCCACGCCCCAACGCCUCGACCCUCCUCCCCCCACCACCACCACAACACCCUCCAGCACCAAGAUCGUCCAACCAACCCCCCAAGCCCUGCCCUCUCGCUCCAGCGGCUCCGCAAUCUACGUCUCCCACCGACAGAAGGGAAACCCCAUGCUCUCGCACCUGCGCGCGCAGCCGUGGGAAUGGCGCGACACGCCUGCGGACUAUGUGCUGGGCAACACGACUUGCGCGCUGUUUCUGAGUCUGAAGUACCACCGCUUGCACCCGGAGUAUGUGUAUAACCGCAUCCGCGGACUGGGAGGGAAAUACGCGCUCCGCGUGCUGUUGACACUGGUAGAUAUCCCGAACCACGAGGAGUCUGUCAAAGAGCUCAGCAAAACCGGGCUAGUGAACAACGUAACCGUGAUCCUCUGCUGGAGCGCCGCGGAGGGGGCGCGGUAUCUCGAGCUGUACAAGGGCUUCGAGCAUGCGUCUGCGGCGGGGAUAAUGGGGGUUCAGGCGAAGGGGUACGCGGAGCAGUUUGUGGAGUUUGUGACGGUGCCGAGGGGGGUGAAUAGGACGGAUGCGGUGGGGAUUGUGGGGGCGUUUGGGAGCGUGAGGGCGGCGGUUAAUGCGAGGCCGGAGGAGGUGGCGGUGUUGAGUGGGUGGGGGGAGAAGAAGGUGAGGAGGUGGACGGAGGUGGUGAGGGAGCCGUUUAGGGUGGUGAAGGCGGGGAAGAGGGGGAUGGGUGACGGGGAGGAGCGGGGGGAGGAUGAGAGGAGGGGGGAGGCAGUUGAGGCGGUGCCAGUGAGGGAUAUGGAUCAGUAUACCAGACCCAAAUCGCCGGGAAUGUCGCGAGAGUCAGAAACAGCACAAGACAAGGGCAAGGAGAAGGAGAAGGAAACACAAUCACAACCAAAGAAGCCCUUUCAGCUGCUAGAGUUAGACUCGGAUUCAGGCGGCGAGGAGGCGCUGAUCGCCGCGGAAAUGGAAGAGGAAAGGCGGCAAAAACGCCGUAAGAUAGAGGAGGAACAGAAGAGGAAAGAGGACGAGCUGAGUGGGGGUGUUGCAGCGGCGCUGGCGAAGCUGAGAAAGGAAUAGAUGAUGUUGCCACUGGCAAGGAGUUAUGGCGUUUUAUGUAUGGAUAUGGUGGGAUGGGGGUUUUAGGAAGUCAUCAACUUAGGAGUUUGAGGUCGAUAAGGGGUGUCUUAUAAUGAUAAAUCGCCA